Molecule: messenger RNA, 672 nt
Organism: Pistacia vera
Lineage: Eukaryota; Viridiplantae; Streptophyta; Magnoliopsida; Sapindales; Anacardiaceae
Product: secreted RxLR effector protein 161-like
Exons: 1
Coding region: 1-672 (223 amino acids)
Source: RefSeq, a predicted model, not a curated record
AUGGAAUCCAUGCCUUAUGCAAAUGCUAUUGGCUCUAUCAUGUAUUCCAUGAUUAGUACAAGACCUGACUUGUCAUACUCUAUAUCAUUGUUAAGUAGGUUUAUGUCUAAUCCUGGAUGGGAACAUUGGAAUGCUCUGAAAUGGCUUCUUAGAUACAUUAAGAACAAUGUACAUAUGGGUUUAAAUUUCUGUAAAAGAAACUCCUCACUUGAUCUGGUUGGGUAUGUAGACUCGGAUUUUGUAGGUGAUAGAGACUCCCGAAAGUCUACAACAGCAUACCAUUUUACUUUGGGAGGUAACUGUAUUAGUUGGAAGUCCCAGCUACAGCCACUAGUAGCUCUUUCCACAACUGAAGCAGAAUAUGUGGCUGUAACCAAUGCAUUCAAAGAAGCGAUAUGGCUUCAAGGGUUCUUGAAAGAAGCCAAGCUGUUGGAUGGAACUGUGACUGUCUAUUCAGAUAGUCAGAGUGCUGUUCAUUUGGGGAAGAAUCCCGUGUACCAUGAGAGGACCAAACACGUAGAUGUGCGGUACCAUUUUGCGAGGGAUAUGAUCUUAAAAGGAGAGGUGAAACUGAUGAAAGUCCCAACUGAAAAUAACCUAGCAGACAUGGGAACCAAGGUUGUAACACUUGCAAAGUUCAAGCACGGCUUGAACUUAUUGCAUGUGGGAUAA